AUCUAAGACAACACAUAAAACAUGCAUUUGCAUCAGCGAGGCUGUCUGAGUACCGCGGCCACAGCGAGCAGAGCUGCGGGAAACUGAACACACCGCUUGCAAAAGACACAGUGAGAGGAGAAAAGUGUUAAAACAACCGGGACUUCCUGCACAGACAACACACAAGAGCGGAACUAUGAUGCACGACACCUCACCGAGAAUAUAACCUCGAACUGCCUUUUCACCGACUCUGGGACUGAAUCUAUUUUCUGCACAGAGCCAUCUGGGUGUGUUCCAUCAUCCAAAAGAUGCAUAUGAAUAGCUUAUUAAAUCAAUGGACGGACAUCUCCAGGAUGUGUGAUGUGGAUGUGUCCUCUGAGCCCACAAGUCCCACCCUGUACAGUGAGUCUUCAGACAAGUACUACCAUGUGGACCGCUGGCAGAAGCUACGCACCGCAGUCCGCAAACUGGAGUUCUGGGAGAACUUUACUGCUGAGCUAAUUGGGAGUGGUUUCUUCUCUAAAGUUUAUAAGGUGAUGCAUAGCACCAGUCGGAAGGUGAUGGUGGUGAAGAUCUAUAAAAACGACGUGGACCAAGACAGCAUCGUACGAGAGAUCAGCCUUUUGCAGAAGCUCUCGCACCCCAACAUCGUCAGAUAUCUGGGAAUCUGUGUCAAGGAAGACAAACUCUAUCCAAUCUUAGAGUAUGUCAAUGGUGGCUGUCUAGAGGAGCUUCUGGCUAGGAAAGAUGUUCCCCUGUGCUGGAGAGAGAAGGUGGACCUGGCCUGUGAUAUAAGCAGGGGGAUGAUCUACCUGCACUACAAGAACAUUUACCACAGAGACCUCAACUCGAAGAACUGUUUGAUCCGGGUGACGUCGCGGGGGCGGGAGGGCCUGGUGACUGACUUUGGCCUCGCCAGGGAAGUGGUGGAGCUGCCAGUCAAAGACCCCGACAGGAAGCUGUCACUGGUGGGCUCGGCCUUUUGGAUGGCCCCAGAGAUGCUCAGAGGAGAGCCAUAUGACCGCAAGGUGGAUGUUUUUUCCUUUGGCAUUGUGCUCUGUGAAAUCCUCGCCAGAAUCCCCGCUGACCCAGAGAUACUACCCAGAACGCAGGACUAUGGACUGGAUGUGACUGCAUUCAGAGAGCUGGUGUCUGACUGUCCUCAGCGUCUUUUGGAGUUAUCAGCCAGCUGCUGCAUGGUGGAGUCCUUCAGGCGACCUGCGUUCAUAGAGUUGCUGGAUGAGCUGGGAGAAGUUGCUGAGAGUCUGGAGCCACCAGCAAAAUCUGAUGUCACCACGACAUGAGUCACCUGGGAAUGCCAUCCAUCCGCAACAGCACUGGAGCAUCAGGAAGAUUGACUGAACAUGAGGGAAAAAACCCUGAAUAUUUCAGCCCUCUGUGGCAUCACUCUCCUCCACUGCUCAACACAUGGCUGAACUGAGGUGAUGCAUAUGUGUGUUUUUGGAGGACAGUGGACACUUUACUUUGACACACUUUGUGUACAGACAAAUAGUAGUUUGACUCGUAGGAGUGAAUAUACAGUGUGGUCUGUUUUCUUGCCACACUUCUUUCUUGACUAAAAGGCUUUCCUCGCUUCCUCCUGUUCUUUGUGAGUGGUUUGUUUGUAACCAACAACACAGAUGAUCAAGUCUGUUGAUGUAUUUUCUGCCUCUUCUAUCUGCUCACACAUCGGUUUUGAUUCUGUAGGCCUGGACUCCAGUUCACCGCUUCUCCUACAGCAAAUUGCAUUUGUUGAUGUAGUAGGAAUGGCCUGCUCUCUACUGUGACUUUAAUAAACAUCACUUCAUAUAUGAUGGGACACAAAGCUAUUGAGAAAGCAGAGCAGCCAUGCAUUCAUGCAACAAAUAAUACAUCAGGAGCUGAAGAGGAGUUGUCUUGUAGACUUUUAGGAGAAACAGAAGUUAAAGGUCAAACCUACAGGUUCACAAUUCAUAUUCAUGGUCAUAUUUAAUUUUAAUCUCAUGUUAUAUUAUAUAUUACAUAUAUAUAUAUCUCAAAUUGAAUUGAAUAGCAAUGAACACCGGCAACAUAUCAGAGUUUCAGGAACCAAGACAACAUAUUUUAGGCCUUUAUUCAACAUAAUUACUUUUGCUCAAAAGAGCCAUAAAUUGAACAAUGGAAAUCACAAAAUGUUUUCAGUAGUGAUUUGCACAAUUUAAUGUCCCUGUCUCUUUUUGCUUUAUUUUUUUGAGUUUAUUAAGUUACUUUGAACUGUGUAUGUAAAUAUUUAAACUUCUUUUUUGCUCACAACUUCUUUUCCAAUCUGCCACCUUUUUUUGGGAUUGAAAGGGCCCACAGUCUUUCAGUUUACCACUAUUGACUAUUGGUGUGUGUAUGUGUGUGUGUGUGGAAACAAAAUGAACUCUUACAAAAGCCA
This is a messenger RNA of Dicentrarchus labrax (European seabass), 2377 nucleotides long. RefSeq names its product PKc_LIMK_like_unk domain-containing protein. Gene Ontology annotation, molecular function: protein serine/threonine kinase activity; ATP binding. Bases 288 to 1283 code for a protein of 331 amino acids. Gene Ontology annotation, biological process: actin cytoskeleton organization; protein phosphorylation. The record is from RefSeq and is a predicted model, not a curated record. Gene Ontology annotation, cellular component: cytoplasm; nucleus. Lineage: Eukaryota; Metazoa; Chordata; Actinopteri; Moronidae. The transcript is spliced from 10 exons.